GCCAGAGACCUCUCUCGCUGAGCAGGAGCUGACUGCUGCCUCCCUGCAGAGCCUGCGGGCCACAGCCGUCGGGGAAUGAGACACACUGCUUCCUGCAUUUGCUGUUGGCUGUGGCACGUAGACUCUCUCUCUCUCUGUGUGCUCCUGCCCGCUCCCUCUCUCCCCUCCUCUCUGCAGAGCCGGGGAGCCCUGCAGGACAAAGAUGGAGCCUGGGCAAGUGGAGGUGGCCCUGCAGCCGGAUACGGGGCUGGAGCCCAGGGCGGUCAAGGAGGAGAGGCCAGAUCCGGGUGGUCUGCUCUUUGCCAGUGGUGUGGUCUCCGGGUUGGACAGGGUGACUCCAGCGCCUGGGCCGUCGGUCUCCGGGCAAGCCCGGGGGCCAAAGGAACGGCGAGGCCGAGCUCCGCGGUAUCCCUGCCGCAGCCACCGACGCAACUACCAGGAGCGCUGGCGGCUGGAGUACCUGAUGGACUACGACCGGUGGCGGCACGGGCUGGUCUGCAUGGUGUGCGGGGCCUCGCUGGCCACCCUCAAACUCAGUACCAUCAAGCGCCACAUCCUGCAGAGGCACCAGGCCUCGCUGCUGCUGACGCAGAGCGAGAAGGAGGCCGUCAUCGCCGGCUGGGAGGAGCAUUUACUGGGCCAGAGCUACCUGCAGGAGGGGCUGCCCGUCCCUGGGCUCGGCCCCAGUCAGCACCCAGGGCCACCGCGUCUCGCCCCAGUAGACGCCACCUCGCCGCCAAUGGAUGUCAUCCCACCGCCGCCCCCCGUCCGUGAUCCCUCGCUGCCGCCAUACAAAGCUCCGGCGAGGAGAGGCCGCCCGCCGGGGAAGAAGCCGAAAACCAAGGCCAAGCCGCCACCGCCCGUCAGCCGGCGCCAGGGACCCUGCUGCCCGUCCGCCAAGCGGGUGAAGCGCUACUACCAGGAGCGCUGGAGGAGCGAGUACCUGAUGGAGUACGACGGCCUGCGGCACGGCCUGGUCUGCAUGGUGUGCGGCAGCGCGCUGGCCACCCUCAAACUCAGCACCAUCAAGCGGCACAUCCUCCAGAAGCACCAGGCCUCGCUCAGCCUGACUCCCAGGCAGAAGGACGUCGUCAUGGCAACCUGGGCGGAGCACCCGCUCAACCAAUCGCGGCGCGACAUCAAGAGGCAAGGGGCGGGGCUGGACGGCCUCCACCAACCCUACGGCCAAUCCCAGGUUGACGAGCAGGAGGCGGUGCCCCCCGGCGGGUACCAGACACAGGCGGGGCGGACCGGGAUGCUGGACCAAUCGCAGAUGGAGAUGCCUGAGGCCGCCCCUGGUCUGGCAGGCGUUCCACCAAUGGCGAACCGAUUUCAGCAAGAAGAGGCGGGGCAGAUCCAACAGUUGCAGAUAGGCGAGCCAAUCUGUCUCAUCAACCAAUUGGACAUCGGGUUCCAGGAGAGCGCGGAGGCCGCGGUUCAUUUCAACCGGCCCCAUUUCAACCAAUCAGAGUUCGAGAUGCCGAAACUGGAGGUGGAGCCAAGUGCAAGGUUCCUCCAAUCACACGGGCGGUUUCAUCGAUCCGAGUCAGCCCAGAUCCUCAGCCAGUCACAGAUCCUGGUCGAGCCGAGAAGGGCGGAGCCUGCGCCCCCUCCAGCAGGCUCCCCGCUGCACUCCGGACCUACGGAGCCCGGUCCCCUGGUUAAGGCGGAGGCUCCUCCGGCACUUCGGCCGCCCCCCUCCCCAGACUUUACCGCCGGGCGGGGCGGCCGCGGGGCCCGUCGUUCCUUCCAGCGCCGCUGGCGCACCGAGCACCUGAUGGACUACGACCCGCAGCGCCGCCGGCUCCUGUGCAUGGUGUGCGGCCAGUCGCUGGCCGUCCUCUCCCUCCGCACCAUCCGGCGCCACGUCCUGCGCAGCCACCCGCACUCCCUGCAUCUCAACCGGGCCGAGAAGGAGAACAUACUGGAGGCGUGGGGAGAGCAAGGCCGGCCCCAGGAGCCGGAGCCGGAGCCGGAGCCGCAGCCGCCGCAGCGGGAAGCGCCAGCGCCCGCUCCCGCCGCGCCCACCCGCUGCUACCAGGAGCGCUGGCGCACCGAGCACCUGAUGGACUACGACCCGGUGCGCCGCCGGCUCCUGUGCAUGGUGUGCGGCAAGUCGCUGGCCGCCCUGACGCUCGGCUCCAUCCGCCGCCACGUCCUGCGCAGCCAUCCGCACUCCCUGCACUUCAGCCCGACCGCUCGGGAGGAUAUUCUGCAGGCCUGGAGCAAGCAGCGGAUGGAGAGCGUCGCGCCGGCGCCGGAGCCGGAGCCCGUCCGGCCCUCGCUCCCCAGCCCGCAGCACCCGGUGCCAGCAGCGGAGCCGACGGACCGGGACCUGGGCGACCUGGGGGAGCGGCUGGAGGUCGGGGUGCCGACCCCAGUGGAGAUCGAGGUCUACGUGGACGAGCCGGAGGGCAGGCCGCCGAACCCGAGGCGAACGCCGGGCCGGGACCACCGACGCAACUACCAGGAGCGCUGGCGGCUGGAGUACCUGAUGGACUACGACGGGUGGCGGCACGGGCUGGUCUGCAUGGUGUGCGGGGCCUCGCUGGCCACCCUCAAACUCAGUACCAUCAAGCGCCACAUCCUGCAGAGGCACCAGGCCUCGCUGGGCUACAGCCUCACCCAGAAGGUGCUGCUGGCCCAGGAGUGGGACAGGAAGAUGGCAGUCAUGGCCCGGGUCGAUGUCUGGCACCUCCCCGGCAUCCAGAACCGGGAGAGUCCUCCCGGCGAGCCCGGGACGCUGGGCACAGGGGGCCACUAGGGGACGGGCAACUCCUCCCCAUCUCCCUCCUUUCCCUCUUCUCCUUCCCUCAACAUCCCCUCCCUCCCUCACCCAUUUCUUCCACUACCCCCCUUUCCCCCUUGUCCCACCCCUCCCUGCUUCCCUCACACCCUCUUC
Molecule: messenger RNA, 2902 nt
Organism: Mobula hypostoma (lesser devil ray)
Lineage: Eukaryota; Metazoa; Chordata; Chondrichthyes; Myliobatiformes; Myliobatidae
Product: zinc finger translocation-associated protein-like
Exons: 5
Coding region: 203-2764 (853 amino acids)
Biological process (GO): negative regulation of DNA-templated transcription
Source: RefSeq, a predicted model, not a curated record